AAAUUUGGGGUAAUUGCAUUAAAAUCAUUUCCUCGUAGACAUUGAGAGUUGGAUUGUCGCCUGAAUAACAUUAACACAACAGUGAAUAUAAUAUGGAAUUAUUAAAUGACAAAAUUGUUCUGUGUCCAUCAGUGAAUCUGAAUUGUAAAAAUCAUUUAACUUCAGUGAAAGUUGAUGCAGAAAUGAAUGAUAAGCGAUCAACAGUUCCAUCACCGAAACCUUUGAAAAUCACGAAUUUUGCCUCGAAUGCAGAAUCGUACGAUCUGCUGCAUCAGAGUUCGUUCAAUCGAAUAGGAUGUUCAAAAAACAUUUGCAAGGGCAGCCUAGUUUCAGUGAACGUUCUACCAAACACCCUUCGCGAACCAGAAGCCAUUCUUGAGCAUGCCACAGAUUUUAUGAUACAAUAUUACCAGUCCUUGAAUGAUGAAAACUCUGAUCAGCACAUUUCGAGAUUGCGACAAGUCGAAGAGGACCUUACACAAACGGGCACAUAUCAUCUAAGUGAAGAUGAGCUGCUGUUUGGAUGCAAAACUGCGUGGAGAAAUGCUGCACGGUGUAUAGCAAGGAUUCAAUGGAAUAAAUUGAAACUCUUCGAUUGCCGUCAUGUCACGACUGCGUCGGAAAUGUUUGAAGCUUUAUGCAAUCAGUUGAGCUACAGCCAAAACGGUGGAAACGUGAGAUCUGCAGUUACCGUCUUUCCGCAAAGGACAAACUUGUCGUCCGAUUUCAGAAUAUGGAACAGUUUACUCGUCUCCUAUGCAGGCUAUCAGGAGGCUGAUGGAUCCAUUCUAGGAGACCCGAAAAACGUAGAACUAACGAAAAUUUGUAUUCAACUUGGAUGGAAACCAGCACGGACGAAUUUUGAUGUUCUGCCACUCGUCCUCUCGGCAAACGGAAAUGACCCAGAAUAUUUUGAGUAUCCGAAAAAUUUCAUUAUCGAAGUUCCUCUGACCCACCCAAAAUUCGAUUGGUUUGAAAAAAUGAACUUGAAAUGGUAUGCAUUACCGGCUGUAGCUAAUAUGAAAUUAGACUGUGGUGGUUUAAUAUUUACCGGUUGUGUGUUCACCGCCUGGUACACAUCGUAUGAAAUCGCUUGCCGCAAUCUUUGCGAAGAAACGCGCCUGAAUCUCAUGAAGCCAAUCGGUUUGAAGAUGGGACUCAAUACGAGAAACUCCACUUCCCUAUGGAAGGACAAAGUUCUCGUAGAAGUGAACGUGGCAGUUCUCUACAGUUAUCGAAAGGCGAAAGUAACGAUUAUGGAUCAUUACACGGCCAGUGAAAGUUUCAUGAAGCAUAUGGACAAUGAAUCCAAGCUAAGACGAGGUUGUCCAGCUGAUUGGGUGUGGAUCGUUCCUCCCAUUUCGUCGUCAUUAACGCAAGUCUUUCAUCAAGAAAUGUUGAACUAUCGGCUGUGGCCAUCUUACGAGUAUCAGGAUAGUCCAAUCAAAUCACACCAGUGGAGGGGACUUAACAAGAAAUCAUAUGCAGGACAUUUCAAGCAUUUAAAGGAGGUCGCAAUAUCCGUUCUUUUCGCUGAUGUCUUAUAUCGGAGAGCAUUGAGAACACGAACCAAUGUGACCGUUUUAUAUGCAACAGAAACGGGAAACGCCCAGUGCUAUGCCGAAAAACUGGUGAAACUUAUGAGCACUAUUUUUAACGCAAAAAUUUAUAAUAUGUCUGAUUAUAAUGUUGAAUCACUAGACAAGGAAACUAUACUGUUCUGCAUUGUCUCGACUACUGGAAAUGGAGAUCCACCAGAAAAUGCGAUAGAAUUCUUUAAACAUUUGGAGACUCUGAAGAACGAUGACUUUCAUCUAGCUCUCAAAUUUUCCGUUUUCGCUCUCGGAUCAUCAGCAUAUCCUAAUCUAUGUAAGUUCGGAAUUUCGCUGGACAGAACCAUCAACGAACUUGGUGGGGAACGAAUUUUGCCCGUUGUGCUUGGUGAUGAGUUGUGCGACCAGAAACACGAUUUUCAACAGUGGGCUGGAGAUAUUUUCAAGAUAUGCUGCGACAAAUUCCUAGUUGAUUUCAGUCAUGUCCCGAAACACCUAAUCUCAUUGGAGACCUCGAUUCGGACCGAGAAAAAUGUACGACUGGCAUCAGUUUGUGAUGGCGCGUAUGUUCGUGAUUCUCUAGAGGAAUUGCUCGGUAGAUUCCACCGUAAAAAUAUUUAUUCCUGUCAACUGAAGUGCAGACCACUAAAUCUUCGGAGAGAUACAGCCUCGGUCUGCAUACUCGUGGAAAUUUGUAUUGAUGGGAGCGAAAUCAACUACGAACCGGGUGAUCAUGUGGGCAUAUGUCCAGUCAACGAUCCUCAACUUGUCAAUGGAUUGAUAGAAAAGUUCAACGAAGUUGAAGAUCCGGACGAAAUACUCCGCAUGGAAAUCUUGGCUGAUGCCAACGGAGAGGUCAUUCAAACCUGGCGACAUCACAACAAAAUUCCCAAAGCCUCGAUUCGCACAUUGCUCUCAAGAUUUUUGAAUAUUACAACCCCUCCAUCGAAGCAAUUUUUAUCAUUUCUGGCUGCUCACUGUCACAACGAAGAGGAAAUGCUUCGAAUGGAAUUGCUUUCAACUGAUAAUGACCGUUAUGAAUUGUGGAAAUCAAGAAAGUUACCACAUAUGUUGGCUGUUCUCGACGAGUUCCCAUCAUGUCGACCACCAAUCGCGCCAUUCCUUGCUAAUUUGGAUACACUCCAACCUCGAUUCUACUCGAUUUCGUCAUCACAACGGAAGUAUCCGGAUGAAGUUCAUUUGACUGUUGACAUCGUUAAAUAUGAAUCUGACGAUGGAGAAAUCCGAUCAGGUGUCUGCUCAAAUUAUCUUAACAGCUUGACUGCCAACGAUGAGAUUCUAUUGUAUUUUCGUAGUGCCCACAAUUUUCAUUUGCCCACAACAGUGAGUGCUGAUCCAUCUCCGUUGAUAUUGAUUGGACCAGGUACUGGAAUUGCACCUUUUAGAAGUUUCUGGCAGGAAUACGAAAUGCUCAAGCAUAACAACUCUUCAACUGAAGGACCAAAAAUUUGGAUAUUUUCUGGCAAUCGAACUAAGAACCAUGAGAUUUACAUGGACGAGAAGCUUGAAAUGUUAGCGAAACAAGUUUUAGAGAAGAGCUACUUGGCUCUGUCACGCGAACCCGGUCAGAAAAGGACCUACGUCCAGGACCUUUUACUCCGUGACUUUAGCCAGAUAUAUCAACUUACUAAGCACGAAAAUGCACAUGUCUAUGUUUGCGGUGAUGUUCGCAUGGCCGAGGGUGUGCAUGAAACCUUCAAGAAAAUCGUCGCGAUUAAAGAACAAGUCGAUGAGAUGUCAGCUGAGAAAUUCUUACAACAGUUGAAGAACCAAAACCGCUAUCACGUGGACUCAUUUGGCGCCAUUCAUCAUACAGCUAAGAUCUAACGUACGGCAUCUGCUAUCGACAACAUCAACAAAAAAACAUCAAGACGAAUGUUUGAAAAUUGUAACAUGCAAAUUUGAUACAAUAAUGCGUUUCUGUCGUGUUCAGCCAAAACACCGCAUCAUAUUUGCUUUUCAAGAGCUUCCGAGAGCUUUAAGCUUCUUUUGUAUUCCACUUUUCCAAUGGAAUCUAAAAGAAGCUCAAAUCUAUUGAAAGGUCUAUAAAGUACACAAGCAAUGCGAUACGAGGAUUUGGCUCAACACGGCAGGGCUGGAAAAGGUUUUAGAUUUAAGAAAGCUAUUUUUUACCUUAAAAAGAUUUAAAUUAAUAAAAUGAAAGCAUUUUCUC
Bradysia coprophila is the source of this 3747-nucleotide messenger RNA. RefSeq names its product nitric oxide synthase-like. NCBI's taxonomy places the organism in Eukaryota, Metazoa, Arthropoda, Insecta, Diptera, Sciaridae. The record is from RefSeq and is a predicted model, not a curated record. Gene Ontology annotation, biological process: nitric oxide biosynthetic process. Gene Ontology annotation, molecular function: NADP binding; calmodulin binding; nitric-oxide synthase activity.